AUGAAGAUUGUAGAUUAUAUUGUUAUUUUUACAGAUCAAGCAUUAAAAGCAUAAUGGAAAAAAGAAAUAGCUAAUAACCACAAAGUUGAUCCUAUUUUAAUUGUUUAAGAUAAUAGUUAGUCUUUCAUUGAGAAUUGUAAUUUAUUAAAUAUUAUAAAGCCUAAACCUUAAUUGAAUAAGGAAAAUGGGAUGAUGCUAUAUAAUUAUGCGAUUAGGGAAUUAAAAAGUAUUAAAAUAAUAUGAACCUAUAUAAAAAUAAAGGUAAAUAAUUUUAUAAUUUUAGCAACUGCUUUACGAGAAAAAGGUUUAUUAAAACAAGCAAUUGAUAUUUGGGAUGAAGGAAUAUUGAAGAAUGAUUGGAAUAUGGAGUUUUACAAUGAAAAAGGUAAUNUUUUUCAUUAUAAAAUUAUAUUUUAUAUUGUUUAUCAUUUCUAUCUAAGUUAAAAUAAGUGUAAUUUAAUAACAAUUUUAGAUAUUUGCUGA
Molecule: messenger RNA, 483 nt
Organism: Paramecium primaurelia
Lineage: Eukaryota; Ciliophora; Oligohymenophorea; Peniculida; Parameciidae
Source: the annotation of a GenBank genome assembly